GUCUCCUGUGGGGAGGGACAGGGGAAGAGACUGGAAUCAAAGGGGUUGUAUGGGAAGGCCCUUGAAAGAGAAGAGCAAAGACAGCGUGAAGGGGACAAGGCCUCCAUCUUAGACACCAUCUAACAGACAGGACUACUUGUCAUCCUUGGCUUCCAAUAUGAUUCCCUGGUGGAGGGCCACUCAGCUGGUGGCUCGGGGAAGAAGUCUUGCAACAGCAGCUGCUGGUGAACACCAUGGCGGUGGGUCAAGUGGUCGGACAUGGAAGAUCCUGUCCUUUGUGGUGGCACUUCCUGGAGUAGCUGUCUGCAUGCUGAAUGUGUGGCUGCAACAGACAAACCACCCCCAUGAACGCCCUGAGUUCAUUCCCUAUCACCAUCUUCGCAUUCGGACAAAGCCUUUCCCUUGGGGUGAUGGAAAUCACACCUUCUUCCAUAACCCACACACCAAUCCACUGCCCACAGGUUAUGAAGAUGAAGGUGGCCACCACUAGAGCACUGCUGUUCUCUCUCUUUCUCUCUCUCUGGGUGGGAAGAUAUAAAUGCACAAGCCUUGGUAAAACCACAAUUCAGACAGCCUUCCCUACUUGGGAGACAAUAAAAAUAAUUUUUAAUGGA
Sceloporus undulatus (fence lizard) is the source of this 614-nucleotide messenger RNA. Its product is annotated as cytochrome c oxidase subunit 6A2, mitochondrial. Gene Ontology annotation, biological process: mitochondrial electron transport, cytochrome c to oxygen. Gene Ontology annotation, cellular component: mitochondrial inner membrane. The transcript has 3 exons. The record is from RefSeq and is a predicted model, not a curated record. The coding region runs from base 158 to 490 and encodes 110 amino acids. Lineage: Eukaryota; Metazoa; Chordata; Lepidosauria; Squamata; Phrynosomatidae. Gene Ontology annotation, molecular function: enzyme regulator activity.